UUGCACCGAUCUCGACCUAGUGACGUAACACAACAACAGCUAUUUUUAGCCUUCGUGGAAUUCUCUAAGUGUACUUUCUGUUUUACAAUCGGCAGGUCACCCACUACAGCCGGUAUCAUGUCAGACUCAGAUCUUAGUUCUUCCUCCGAUGAAAUGAUUUCUUUAACUCGUGCCACUUUAAGAUCCGGAAGGUUUCAAGCACUGGCCAGCGUACGAAGAAAUGCCUCGAUGGAGAUGUCGUUACGGGAGGCAGGGGUAUUAAUCCCGGACAUAAAAUCCGACAAAUGGCGACUCCAUAGGUUCCUCAUCCUAGGCGCAGAAAAGGGUGCUUACGAAUCAGCCGAUAGAGAAUUCACUCGAAAGGAAGUUAAAUGUAUCGACAGUUUGAUUUCCAAUGAUCACGGUCCUGAAGUUGUUGAGAUCAUAAAGAGGGCUAAAUUAACGGGAAGAGGAUGUCAGCGACAAACCGCGAUAUACGCACUAGCAAUGUGUGCCCGAUCAACGGAAUCCAGCACGAAGAAAGCCGCUUAUUCCGCUCUUCAAGCAGUAUGUCCCGAACCCUCGGAUUUACUUACUUUCGUCAUGUUUUGUGAAAUGGUGAGCGGGGGAACAGGGUGGGGUAGGGCACAACGCCGAGCCGUUUCUGACUGGUACAACAGCUUCAGCGACAGGCCCAUGGAACUAGCAGAAGGCGUUACGAAAGUACAAAAAAAUGGUCAGUGGACCCAUAAAGAUGUUGCCAGGUUGUCGCAUGUGAAACCAGACUCCCCAUUCAUCAUGUUGAUCCUGAGAUAUGUCACUAAAGGUCUAAACGAAUCAAAGAAAUUACCAUCGCCAAUUGACCGCGACCAAGCCAAACAAUGGCAGGACAUCCUCCAAUACCUCGAGGCGGUUAACAACACACGUCAGUGUACUGGAAACAUGGAAGUUCAGGGGAAAAUCGAUAUCAUAAGGAAAUAUAGGCUGGAAACCUCGCAAAUGUCUGCGGCACUCAUGAGGUCCACACUUGUUUGGGAAGUUUUGCUGAACCAAAUUCCUCUUGAUCUGGUCAUUCAGAACAUUUCGAAGAUAGACCAAUUAGAUGACCAGAAGACAAUUCUUGAGAGACUGGGAGAUGUGGAACAGCUACAAAAUGCAAACGUGAACCCAUUCGCAGUUGUACUUGCAAUGAAGGAAACAAAUGACGAAAACGUCAAGAAGACACUGGCACACUCUUUUGAACUUUGUGUCCGUAAUGUAAAACCAACAGACAAAAAAUAUUCUUUGGUGCAUUGGGUAGGCAAGGAACUAGACUCUAAACUUGAGGAAAAAAAAUCAGUUACUAUCGGAGACGCCAUAGCUACAAUGGCGACUAUAAUUGCAAGAGCAACACACAGAGACUCGGAAAUUGUCACGUACACUUCCGGGGAAAAGAUUAAGCUGGAAUUCCCUAGUACAGACGCUUUGGCUUGCACGAACAAUUUAAUUGCAGUAAAUGAGUCACUAUCGGUUCUUGUACAACAUGUGGAAGAGGCACUGGAUUCAUUCGACGCCAUUAUAGUGCUUUUAUCCUCCCCAGCUGAGAAAUUCAAACAGACAUUUUCAAGGUUUCACUUCGGCGUCGGCACAACUCGACUUGUUAUCGUCAACUUUGCCAGCAGUGACGUAACAGUAGAGGAUCAAAAAAAUCCAUUUAUGCUCCAGGUGGUGGGGUUCAGUGUCAAUACAACAGAAGCCAUCAUGCGUUUUGUAGAAGGACAUUAAGACAAUUGUUCGUUAUAUCUUCAGACUGUUGAAAAGAUACCAAACAAGCGAAAAACAUCAAUUUUGUUUAGACAUUCUCCAGAUUUACAGAUCCCUCGAGUCAUCAUGCUAGACCAAAUACAACUACAACACCGCAUGACAGGUUGAGGAUAACAUACACAUUUAUCAUAGUUGUAACUUGUAGGAAACUUAAAGAAGUAUAUCAUUGCUGAUCCCACAUUAUGUAAUAGUGUGAUGGUAGCCUACAUAUAGCUUUCAUGUAAUACCUGGUGAUAUAAUGCUCAGAGCAUCCACUUAAAUCAAUGUCGCGUCAACAACCACGACCACUAGGAAUGCAACUAAAGUCUGUCUAGAGUAUAAUAUUCUACCCAGGAAAGCUUUAAAUUACUGUAAAUAGCCGAGAAAAGGUUUGUUUUCAUAUAUUUUAUUAACAUUGUAGAUUUUUGACUAAGUAUGUAAUGUUGUAAGUGUAUAACAUUUUAGCGUCUAUUAAAAAUAUCAGUAACAAGUUACAGCGGCAAUGACUUACUUCACCUUCGUGGGAAUACCUACUAUUUUAACCUACUUGCACUUGCUAAA
Molecule: messenger RNA, 2322 nt
Organism: Mizuhopecten yessoensis (Yesso scallop)
Lineage: Eukaryota; Metazoa; Mollusca; Bivalvia; Pectinida; Pectinidae
Product: 60 kDa SS-A/Ro ribonucleoprotein-like
Exons: 2
Coding region: 118-1743 (541 amino acids)
Cellular component (GO): ribonucleoprotein complex
Molecular function (GO): RNA binding
Source: RefSeq, a predicted model, not a curated record